Molecule: messenger RNA, 424 nt
Organism: Cantharellus anzutake
Lineage: Eukaryota; Fungi; Basidiomycota; Agaricomycetes; Cantharellales; Hydnaceae
Exons: 2
Coding region: 194-418 (74 amino acids)
Source: RefSeq, a predicted model, not a curated record
CUCGAGUCGAACAACGAAGCAGCACCACCCCGAAUAAGGAUCUGGAUGCAAUAGCAUAGCUCGCAUAUGGUACUGGAGCCUGGUUGUGCGAGGAACCUUGGGUUCGCUGCGGCCAUCCACGGCCAUAGGACUUAGAAAGUACUGCAUCCCGUUUGAUCUGCGAAGUCAAGCUGAGUACCGGUUGGUUAGUACUAUGGUGGGGGACUACAUGGCAAUCCUAACUGCUGUGGUUUUUUUUUCUCUUUCUUUCUUUCUUCCAGUUCCAGGGAUCGGUGAAUGCCCCCUUGAUGUCCCAUAUUCCUUUUCGUUCAAACACACGUACCACACACACCAGCUCGCACGACACGGCUUCAUUACCGUGAAAUUAAUAUUAUGUAAUGUACAAAAUAGGGCGGAAAGAACGGGAAGGUUGCAAUAACGAGUA